Molecule: messenger RNA, 2409 nt
Organism: Epinephelus moara (kelp grouper)
Lineage: Eukaryota; Metazoa; Chordata; Actinopteri; Perciformes; Serranidae
Gene: ajap1
Product: adherens junctions associated protein 1
Exons: 6
Coding region: 620-1816 (398 amino acids)
Cellular component (GO): cytoplasmic side of plasma membrane; adherens junction; plasma membrane
Molecular function (GO): beta-catenin binding
Source: RefSeq, a predicted model, not a curated record
CACUGCUCAACACCCCCCCAGAGACGUGAGUAGAUAAUGAGGACCCCCUGCCAGCGGUGACUGGUCUCCUCCGUGCUUCAGAGACACCGAGCAUCCUCAUCUUCCGCCCCCCAAUUUUUUUGGACGUUCAUCUGCCUUUCAACAAUGUAGGAGAAGGUGCGCUGUCAUUUCAGCGACGAGGAUGCCAACUACAUGCCUUGUUUUUGCUCUCCGCACCUUACAUCUUUGUCUCCACAGCCGAGGGGGGAUAUGAAAGAUUUCCGUGAAGGCAAAGUUUGAGGGUACCUCUGUCGGUUUUCCCGCUCACCUGUCCGCCUGCACGCGCGAGCCCCCCUCUCUCCGUUUAACUGAUAACGAGGAAGAUUAAAGAACAAUUGACGUGCAACUUGAAAGACACCUGACUAUUGUUCUGGCAUUUUGAGUGGGAUUUGGCAGCGCUGUUGAAGGAAUUUGAUGUGCGCAACGUUGAAGGAUAUGGCUUAAAUAAUGGUUGCGUUACUGACAGCCGGAGUAAGGUCCGUCACUUGAGUGCUUUUAUCAGCUAUUGUCGACUUUGGAGGAAACCCAUCUAAAUGGGAGGAUACCUGGAGGACUGAGUCGGAUUCGGCAGUCGAGAAAAAUGUGGAUAAAACGGAGUGUUGCGCGCAGUCCGUCUGCUUUGAGGCCAGGCAGCUGUGUGGGGCACCGGGUGUGGAUCCUGCUGGCCAUGACCCACCUCACCUUGGACUUCUCUGUGUGCAGCCCCCUCAGUCAGGGCAUGGGGGUCAAACUCACGCCUAAAUCGGUGCCUCGCUCUCGACCUCGCUGGCAGCCACUCUGGGACACACCCAACAAGCUUCACUGGAGAACAGUCAGCCCAUUGGCCCGCCGGCUCCUCAACCCUGUCCCUCCACCCCAAGACAACAGGGCAGGGCUAGGGCCAAAGGUCAAGGGUCAAAAGCAUCGGAAGCCAGUGCAUAAAGGACAAGCAGCGUGUAAGGAGUGCCGGUUGAGAUACUCUCAAAAGGAGACAGGUGAUCCUUUGGCUGUAAUAGCCGAAGCUCCAGCAGCUUUACCCAGCGGGAGCAGAGGAGACACAGUGAGGUUGUUACUUAGAGCUAGGAGGCAGCUCAAAUGGGACAGCUAUGACAAGUCUCAGGAGGGCCGAACUACCACAGUGGCUGGAUUUAUCGACUGGGGACCCACAGGGACAGAUAGCAUAGAUGAAGAUGGCAAACCGGAGCUCAACGUGACGCUGUCCACCAAGGUCUCAACUACCACAGUGGCCACAACCACUAGCACUACACCCAGGCUAGCCCAAAGGACGUUCACUGUGGUGACCACACCAGAGCCCAAGAGGCUCAGCACCACCAAGGCCACUGUCAGCUUCGGGGAGACUGUCAAACCACCAAAGCCAUAUGGGGACACACCAGGUUUGGCAGUUCACCAGAUAAUCACAAUCACUGUGUCUCUCAUUAUGGUUAUCGCAGCCUUGAUCACAACACUCGUCCUUAAAAACUGCUGUGCGCAGUCGGGAAAUGGCCGCCACAAUAGCCAUCAGCGCAAGAUCCACCAGCAGGAAGAAAGCUGCCAAAACCUGACAGACUUCACCCCGGCCCGGGUGCCCAGCAAGGUGGAUAUAUUCACUGCCUACAAUGACAGCCUGCAGUGCUCACAUGAGUGCGUUCGGACUGCCGUGCCCAUCUACACUGAUGAGAUGAUCCAGCAGACGCCUGUCUACAAGACUGCUUACAACGGAAACAGGCCCUCCCCCACUGAAAGACAACUGAUUCCUGUGGCCUUUGUGUCAGAGAAAUGGUUCGAGAUCUCUUGUUGACGAGCUGAAGACCUUGUUCACUUCCUGUGGGUGGAAGAGACUUCCUGAAUUCACGCUCUGGAUCCAGUUGGAAACAAGAAACACACAAAACAGCUUCUUUUGUAAAAUAGUGUGAUCACUCUUUGGACACUGGUGAAGAUAUUUAUUUUUCUAGAGAUGACAAGCAGAGCAGCCACAACGCUGCCACUCCAUAUUUCCAGGAACGUACAGUCAUUUAGAUAUAGAUUAUAUAUAGGUAUAUUUACAGGAUGCGUGGGACAAGACUGUGAACGUCACAAAUGUCUCAAGGAAAACAUUUGACAUUUGGGGGGAACAAAAGGAACCCAAGGAGCUGCUGUGGGUGGAAGAUGAACUGUAUUUCUGAACAAUGUGCCAAUAAUGCCACUAUGUGCCACAACCUGGAUAGAAGGAAGUUUCAACAACAACUGAUGGACUAAACAAAGAGCGCUAUAUUAACCCUGUAUCGACUCCAACUACAUUUUUUUUCUUUGUUUUGUUUUAUUAUUUUUUUUAAGAAAUGUGAAACAUAAAAAAAUGCUACAAAUGUAUUUGAAUAUGUUUUGAAAUAGUUUUAAGAAAUGUGUUGCAAAAGA